Messenger RNA from Thelazia callipaeda (thelaziosis nematode), 3641 nucleotides. Lineage: Eukaryota; Metazoa; Nematoda; Chromadorea; Rhabditida; Thelaziidae. The record is from the annotation of a GenBank genome assembly.
AUGAAAGCAUUUUCCGAUGACAGUAUUGGCAGUCUUCUGGGGACUUUGAUGUUCACAGUUGAUGAAGAAAAUGUAGUAGGUGUUUUAGCAGCGGGCAUUCUUCCUAUUGGAUCAAUCAAACCACCAAUGCAGUUUUUUGUUAACUGCGACCCGUACUCAAUCAGGGUUGGCGACAUUUUUUAUUCCACAGUAAAAAAUCAGUUAAUGGUAGUUUAUUCAAGUGUAGGCCAAUAUUGUGCAGAAGUAAAUAGUCCUGGUAUAAAUACUCAAAUGAUUGGUUUCGACUUGGAUAGUUUUGAUUAUUUGAAAUCCGGUGUAGUGUGGGCUAUUGCUCGGAGGUGGCUCAAAUUAGUGUUCAAUAUGUGUUUCAUUUCUGAGACUUUUGCUCGUGCGAUCAUUGAUUGGGAAGAUCAAUCCAAGUUCUUCGUUGAAAAAUUUAAUUCAUUUGGUACGGAAAAAACGGCAGAUCAUGGCCUAGGUGAAUGUCUUAUUAAUAUGAUAUUAACGGGACAAGCCAACCCAGAUCUGGUAAAUUUUUAUAGAAAUGUUCUAAAACCAGCAGAAUGGAAAAAAAUGGCAAAUUGGGUGGACAAAGGUUUCAGUGACUUAAUUGGAAGUAUUGGCAAAGAUCUCCUUCCGGGAGCAGAAGCUUUGCAACAUAAUGUGAGACAGUUAUUAACCGAAAUAUGCUGCACACUGCAGGGUUCUAAACCGAAAAAUAUUCUUCCGAAACGCUUGUUUGAUGUUGAUGUAUAUCCUUACGGCAAAUAUGUGGAAGAAGAGAGUGAUGAAGAAUCACUGAAAGAGCUUAAAAAUUUGCAUAAUUUAGCGGAAGAUGUCAACAACAAAAUGAAUGAAAUGCAUUUAAUUGCUGUUCGGAAUAGAAAAGAUUUGAUGAAUUUCAUGAGUUGGUUAUCGCAAACACCUCCAUUUACUGCAAAGAAUAAACGAUCUGCUACAGAUAUGAAAUUCGAUGUGCAGUUAGUAAUUGAAUAUAUAAAACAGGCAACUAUGUCAAUUAAUGGGAAUGGAAGCAGUCAAAAUAAAGCCAUGAGUUCUGCACAGAAGAACUACUCGUUUGACAAAGUUCUUCAGUAUUUUAAGUGCCAAAAACCUCUCAAAUGCCGUUUGGAUGUGCGAAGUAACCUUUGGAAUAUAUUACCUGAACAAGAAUCUACCAGAACCUUAACCGAUUGUAUCACAAGUUGUUUUGAUGCUUUGCAAACCGUACAAGAUGUUAUUCAGAAAAGAUUCACCCUCGCAAUCGUAGCGGUGACAAAUGAUGUGUUGGAGUUGAACCAUGAGGAAGGUUUUGAAAAGUUUACGAUUUUUUCACCUUCUCAAGCUGCAUUGGAGUGUCGUACGAAUGGCGAGCAAAAGUGGCGGCAAACAAUGGCAAGUGAACCAUUUGCGGUGUCCUGUAUCGGUGUUGAUGGCAAUCGUCAUAUAAUUUAUGGCGCUUUAGGCGUAGUUUUUUACAAAAUGCAUUACACGAAGCAGUCUAUGAAAAGUACUGAUGAGAAUGCUGGCGUCAAACAGAAAUCACAAGGAACUGUGGAUAGUAGUUUUCGUCUAGAAUUCGAUAACACUGAUUUGUGUACAGAUGAACGGCAGUCGGAAGUAGGAGAAAAUGUGAUGGGUGUUGAUAUUGCUAUGCCUAAGUCGCCAGCAUCAGCGAAGUUGUUGAGAGUCGAAGAAUGUCUAAAUUCAUCAAUUAAUCGCCGAUUGAUGCAUUUUGAGUGGGUUGGUAACGGUAAUUUUUAUGGAUUGUUGGGAAUUUCUAAAGGAAAUAAAGAAGAAACAUUACUGUUCAGGACCAGUCUUGUUGAUGACACGAGUUAUGUGCAUGAGGAUACAUCGGGAUGCAUGGAAACAUAUUGUUCAUGUGCCAUUUCCUUACGACAAAAGUCAGGUAUUGCAUUCACUGAUAAUGGUGCGCGGGCAAAGUGGUUUGAAAUCAAAAUAGCAGAGGAUCAUGUUUCACAGGUGACUCGAAAGAAGCCCAAAAAUAUCAAUUAUAAAGAUGAAAUACCAACGAAUCAAAGGGCUCAGGCACAGAAUACCGAAACAAUGGAAGUAAAUACAGAGGCAGAAUCCGAAAAAGAUGCAGUUCCCGGUGAAAGAUUUGCUAGUAUAUAUCUUUCUUUCUUCCCGAGUAUUGUGUCGGAAGGUCAACAAAUAAUAAAUGCAGUCGAAGGAGGAUGUAACGUGAAUGAAGAUUGUGAUAACACCAACGAUGUGAAGAACUUGUUACAACGUGAAACACGUAGAGGUGAUGUUAUAUCACCGCAUCGAGCAAUACUAACUCUAUCUAAAAGUAUGUUUAAUGCCGGCUGCUUCUCUUUACCGUAUGCCUGGAAACUUGGUGGUUUAUGGAUGUCGUUUGCUUUGAAUUUUAUCAUAGCUGGCUUUAACUGGUAUGGAAAUCACAUUCUUGUUAGGUCAUCACAACAUUUGGCAAAAAAGUCAGAACGUGUUUCACUUGAUUAUGGUCAUUUUGCCAAGAAAGUUUGUGAUUUUAGUAGUAUAAGAUUCCUACGAAAUAAUAGCAAAGUUGUCAUGUAUAUAGUGAACGUUACCAUACUUUUCUAUCAGCUUGGUAUGUGCAGUGUUGCAAUACUAUUUAUAGCAGAUAAUAUGAAUCAUUUAUUAGGAGAUUAUAUUGUGGGUGGUGUUGUAGCAAUGGCUCUAAUUUCUUCUAGUACUGAACUGUCAAGCCCUGGAACAGAUGUAGUCGGCAAGUUCUCAGAAUAUGGUGCUAGUUAUGAACUGAGGAAACUUAUGCUUAUUUUUCUUUUAGUACCUAUUUUUGUUCUCAAUAUGUUUACGGAAAUGAGAGUGCUUAGCGUAUUUGCAAUGUUUUCAUCUGUGUUUUUCUUACUGGGAGCUAUUUCCAUCAUGCAGUUUACUGUACGACAACCAAAUCACUGGAAUGAACUUCCAUCUACUACAAACUUUACCGGGAUCAUUAUGUUCGUAGGAAUGGCGAUGUAUGCCUUCGAAGGGCAAACAAUGAUUCUACCAGUGGAAAACAAGCUGGAAACACCAGAAGAUUUUUUGAACAACUUUGGUGUUUUGCCAACUACGAUGUCAUUGUGUACUUUGUUCAUGACUGCAAUAGGCUUUUUCGGUUACACUGCCUUUGGCUCCAGUAUAAAACCUACAAUUACGAUGAAUGUACCAAAAAAGGGAUUAUAUUCAACUAUAAAUGUGUUUCUGAUACUGCAAUCAAUGUUGGGUCAUUCGAUUGCUAUGUACGUCAUAAUAGAUAUGUUUUUUAAUGGAUUUCAACGAAAAUUUUUAAAUCGUUUUCCCACUGUUCCGAAGGUCUUUGUGGAUAAAGGAUUCAGAAUAUUCUGGGUAUUGGUUACAGUUUUGAUGUCUAUUGGCGUACCUCAUCUUGAAAUCAUGAUACCUUUAGUUGGAGUGACUAGUGGUACCAUAUGUGCACUUAUAUAUCCACCAAUAUUUGAGAUGAUCACAUUCUGGAGUGACUGGAAGGUUUCACUCACAGCUCGCCAGAGGUAUUUCAAAAUAUCACGCAACAUUGUCGUCAUAAUAAUAGGAAUUUUUGCUAUUUGUUCUGGGGUAUAUGCUAACUGCCUAGCUAUUUUUGAAAAAUUGCGCGUGGCAGAAUAGAA